CUCCUUCUUGGCAUCUCAUGCCCCCAAGCUGCUAGCUAAGCCCAUACUGAUCCAUCGCUUGCAUGAUCUUGCAUGGAAGGUGCUAGCCAGCUCGAGGCGUGCCUUCCCAGCCUCUACGCGCUCGAUCCGUACACGGCCCCUCCCCUUCUGGCUCCAUUGCCGAAUCAACACAAGCUUAUCCAGAUGCCGUUGGUACAAGGACAGUCUGGGAACCACGGCGUGAUGUUCUCGUCGGACCAUGGCGGUGGCCUGUACCCGCUGCUCCCCGGGAUCCCCUUCUGCCACUCUAUACCCGCCGCCCCCGCAUCAGCAUGCGAGAAGCCCACCGGGUUCGCGUCCCUGGGCGGCGCAGGCGAGGCGGGCACAUCGGCGGCGAGAGCAAGCAACGAGGUUGCGAGUACUACUACUGCCACUACCGCGGCCACUUUCCAUGGCGCCAGCUCAUGGUGGAAGGGGGCGGAGAAGGGGAAGAUGAAGGUGAGGAGAAAGAUGAGGGAGCCGCGAUUCUGCUUCCAGACCAGGAGCGAGGUGGAUGUCCUGGACGAUGGAUACAAGUGGAGGAAGUACGGGCAGAAGGUUGUCAAGAACAGUCUUCAUCCCAGGAGCUACUACCGGUGCACCCACACCAACUGCCGCGUGAAGAAGCGUGUGGAACGGCUGUCGGAGGACUGCCGCAUGGUGAUCACUACCUACGAGGGCCGCCACACCCACAUCCCCUGCAGCGACGACGACGACUCCGGCGACCACACCGGCAGCUGCGCCUUCACCUCCUUCUGAUCACCAACAGCAAAUACUUGUUAGUUGGAUAUGGUAGAUGCGCGCGUGCAUGCUUUUGAUUAGAUAGCCUAGCGCCACCGUUAAUUACUGCAUAUGCCAACAUGCAAUUGAAGAAUACAUCGAGUUGUAAUAUUCUGAAUCUGACGCAUCUGGUUCAUCGU
Lolium rigidum is the source of this 938-nucleotide messenger RNA. RefSeq names its product probable WRKY transcription factor 12. NCBI's taxonomy places the organism in Eukaryota, Viridiplantae, Streptophyta, Magnoliopsida, Poales, Poaceae. The record is from RefSeq and is a predicted model, not a curated record. The coding region runs from base 73 to 777 and encodes 234 amino acids. Gene Ontology annotation, biological process: regulation of DNA-templated transcription. The transcript is spliced from 4 exons. Gene Ontology annotation, molecular function: DNA-binding transcription factor activity; sequence-specific DNA binding.